AUGGGCAAGUCAAAGUCUGACCCCUCUAAACCCUCUGGCACUAAGACUGCUCCCAUCAUUAUUCAAUCUGAAAAUUCAUCUUUCAAUGCUGGAAUUGUCCUCAAUGAAACGAACUAUGAUGUUUGGUGCCAGAUGAUGGAGAUGCAUAUUGCUGAGAAGGAGAAACUCUCCUUUAUUCGUGGUAAAACAGCACCACCGACUAAAAAAGAUGCAAGUUAUGACAAGUGGUACACAGACAACCAAAGAAUCAAGAGAUGGAUAUUGAUGUCCAUGUCUCCGGAAAUCAUGAAGCAAUAUAUCCGUCUUCCUACUGCUCGUGAAAUUUGGAAGGCUUUAUCAAAAGCUUUCUAUGAUGGGGCCGAUGAACUGCAAGUUUUCACCUUGAACCAGAAGGCUUUCUCUGCCAAACAAGAUGGCUGA
Molecule: messenger RNA, 420 nt
Organism: Arachis ipaensis
Lineage: Eukaryota; Viridiplantae; Streptophyta; Magnoliopsida; Fabales; Fabaceae
Source: RefSeq, a predicted model, not a curated record